UCCAUGCUCGCUCUUUCGUGUUUACCCGAUCGACCGCGCAUUGGCCAUUCCUCCGCCCCAUCCCAAUCCCCAAACGCCGCUCCCUCUCCAAAGUAAGAAACCACUCCUUUAAAACCCUAGCGAUCUCUUAUGGGUUUUGCUGGCCCCCUCCACUCGUCCUCCGCCUAGCCGGUCUUUCUGCUGCCAACACGACGCUGCUUUCUCAGAGGACCUUCAUAUCAAUGUUUUGAGGGAAGGAGGCAGGUUGUGUUCCAUUCCACUAGAAAGAGAAGAGGAGGUGAAGAAGGCAGCCGUGGGAGCUUGAGAACUGUUGUUGCACAUGGCUCCAAGAAGGCAGAAGAAGGUAGGGCUGAAGCGGAUAGACGCAGCCCUUGAUGCAUUGCUUCCUUAUGGUUUCUCUAAAGAAACUAUCUGCUCGACGAUCAAUAAACUUCUCAAAGUUUAUGAUGACAAUGCUGCGUGGUACCUUAUUGAAGAAGGUAGUUACAGUCUGGUUAUCGAGACCAUCCUAGAAGAGCAAAAACAAGAGGCAAGAGAGGAGGGAAGAACCAGGGAAGAAGCUACGGCCUCGAGAGUUUCCAGCAACGUUGCUCAGGCUGGUGAGGCAGACCUUGCUAAUUCUUCACUAGAUGUGUGAAGAACCUGUAAAUUGGAAGGACAUUUCAAGUACAGACCCGAACCAGGGCCUGGAGCACAAGGUGAAUGGUGGCGGCCAGCCAAAUUUGACUGCAAGAGAGGUCGAGCCACUGUCUGCAUCGAGCUCAGGUUGUCAUCAAAAUCUGUCAAAUCAGUUUAUUAGUCUAAGACCACGAAGGCUUCCAUGUUACGGUUGGAUAAGUGAAGAUGAAGACGAAGAAUAACCACAAGAGAGGCAUAUCGGAGUUCAACACUGGCAUUCUGUGAUGUGAAUCCCUCUUGUACAUGAAUCGCUCGAACAUUUUACCUGCAUGUAAUUUGCUUGUUUAGCUAGAUAUUCGAUGCUACUUUGUGUAUGCAUCAAUUACAAUCCAGCGUCGUGAAGAUUUAAGAAACAUCUGCCAUCUCAAUCUUGU
This is a messenger RNA of Musa acuminata subsp. malaccensis (wild Malaysian banana), 1052 nucleotides long. The record is from RefSeq and is a predicted model, not a curated record. NCBI's taxonomy places the organism in Eukaryota, Viridiplantae, Streptophyta, Magnoliopsida, Zingiberales, Musaceae.